Gorilla gorilla gorilla (western lowland gorilla) is the source of this 3145-nucleotide messenger RNA. RefSeq names its product phospholipase C delta 4 (gene PLCD4). The record is from RefSeq and is a predicted model, not a curated record. Bases 248 to 2536 code for a protein of 762 amino acids. Gene Ontology annotation, cellular component: plasma membrane. Gene Ontology annotation, biological process: lipid metabolic process; intracellular signal transduction. NCBI's taxonomy places the organism in Eukaryota, Metazoa, Chordata, Mammalia, Primates, Hominidae. The transcript has 16 exons. Gene Ontology annotation, molecular function: phosphatidylinositol-4,5-bisphosphate phospholipase C activity; calcium ion binding.
GAUACAGAGAAAAGUGAGGCUGAGCAGAGGGACAUGCAUGCUACUGAGUUCUGAACCCAAGUGUCCUCCCUUCUGGACCACAGUCUCAAAAUUCUCAAAGGAGAUGAGACUCAGAGCCAUUGCGAAUUAGUGGAGUCAAAAGAGGGAACCAACUGGAAGAGGUGAUGGGGAGAAGGGAUGAGGAGAAGGAAGAGAAGAGGAGAGACUGACCUAGGUGAUCUGGUGCCAGCUGGUGGAACAGUGGGUGAUGGCGUCCCUGCUGCAAGACCAGCUGACCACUGAUCAGGACUUGCUGCUGAUGCAGGAAGGCAUGCCGAUGCGCAAGGUGAGGUCCAAAAGCUGGAAGAAGCUAAGAUACUUCAGACUUCAGAAUGACGGCAUGACAGUCUGGCAUGCACGGCAGGCCAGGGGCAGUGCCAAGCCCAGCUUCUCAAUCUCUGAUGUGGAGACAAUACGUAAUGGCCAUGAUUCCGAGUUGCUGCGUAGCCUGGCAGAGGAGCUCCCCCUGGAGCAGGGCUUCACCGUUGUCUUCCAUGGCCGCCGCUCCAACCUGGACCUGGUGGCCAACAGUGUUGAGGAGGCCCAGAUAUGGAUGCGAGGGCUCCAGCUGUUGGUGGAUCUUGUCACCAGCAUGGACCAUCAGGAGCGCCUGGACCAAUGGCUGAGCGAUUGGUUUCAACGUGGAGACAAAAAUCAGGAUGGUAAGAUGAGUUUCCAAGAAGUUCAGCGGUUAUUGCACCUAAUGAAUGUGGAAAUGGACCAAGAAUAUGCCUUCAGUCUUUUUCAGGCAGCAGACACGUCCCAAUCUGGAACCCUGGAAGGAGAAGAAUUCGUACAGUUCUAUAAGGCAUUGACUAAACGUGCUGAGGUGCAGGAACUGUUUGAAAGUUUUUCAGCUGAUGGGCAGAAGCUGACUCUGCUGGAAUUUUUGGAUUUCCUCCGAGAGAAGCAGAAGGAGAGAGACUGCACCUCUGAGCUUGCUCUGGAACUCAUUGACCGCUAUGAACCUUCAGACAGUGGCAAACUGCGGCAUGUGCUGAGCAUGGAUGGCUUCCUCAGCUACCUCUGCUCUAAGGAUGGAGACAUCUUCAACCCAGCCUGCCUCCCCAUCUAUCAGGAUAUGACUCAACCCCUGAACCACUACUUCAUCUGCUCUUCUCAUAACACCUACCUAGUGGGGGACCAGCUUUGUGGCCAGAGCAGCGUCGAGGGAUAUAUACGGGCCCUGAAGCGGGGGUGCCGCUGCGUGGAGGUGGAUGUAUGGGAUGGACCUAGUGGGGAACCUGUCGUUUACCACGGACACACCCUGACCUCCCGCAUCCUGUUCAAAGAUGUCGUGGCCACAGUAGCACAGUAUGCCUUCCAGACGUCAGACUACCCAGUCAUCUUGUCCCUGGAGACCCACUGCAGCUGGGAGCAGCAGCAGACCAUGGCCCGUCAUCUGACUGAGAUCCUGGGGGAGCAGCUGCUGAGCACCACCUUGGAUGGGGUGCUGCCCACUCAGCUGCCCUCACCUGAGGAGCUUCGGAGGAAGAUCCUGGUGAAGGGGAAGAAGUUAACACUUGAGGAAGACCUGGAAUAUGAGGAAGAGGAAGCAGAGCCUGAGUUGGAGGAGUCAGAAUUGGCGCUGGAGUCCCAGUUUGAGACUGAGCCUGAGCCCCAGGAGCAGAACCUUCAGAAUAAGGACAAAAAGAAGAAAUCCAAGCCCAUCUUGUGUCCAGCCCUCUCUUCCCUGGUUAUCUACUUGAAGUCUGUCUCAUUCCGCAGCUUCACACAUUCAAAGGAGCACUACCACUUCUACGAGAUAUCAUCUUUCUCUGAAACCAAGGCCAAGCGCCUCAUCAAGGAGGCUGGCAAUGAGUUUGUGCAGCACAAUACUUGGCAGUUAAGCCGUGUGUAUCCCAGCGGCCUGAGAACAGACUCUUCCAACUACAACCCCCAGGAACUCUGGAAUGCAGGCUGCCAGAUGGUGGCCAUGAAUAUGCAGACUGCAGGGCUCGAAAUGGACAUCUGUGAUGGGCAUUUCCGCCAGAAUGGCGGCUGUGGCUAUGUGCUGAAGCCAGACUUCCUGCGUGAUAUCCAGAGUUCUUUCCACCCUGAGAAGCCCAUCAGCCCUUUCAAAGCCCAGACUCUCUUAAUCCAGGUGAUCAGCGGUCAGCAACUCCCCAAAGUGGACAAGACCAAAGAGGGGUCCAUUGUGGAUCCACUGGUGAAAGUGCAGAUCUUUGGUGUCCGUCUAGACACAGCACGGCAGGAGACCAACUAUGUGGAGAACAAUGGUUUUAAUCCAUACUGGGGGCAGACACUAUGUUUCCGGGUGCUGGUGCCUGAACUUGCCAUGCUGCGUUUUGUGGUAAUGGAUUAUGACUGGAAAUCCCGAAAUGACUUUAUUGGUCAGUACACCCUGCCUUGGACCUGCAUGCAACAAGGUUACCGCCACAUUCACCUGCUGUCCAAAGAUGGCAUCAGCCUCCGCCCAGCUUCCAUCUUUGUGUAUAUCUGCAUCCAGGAAGGCCUGGAGGGGGAUGAGUCCUGAGGUGGGCAUUUCACGGGAAGGGUUGGUGUGCUGGCUUUAGAUGGUGAGAAACAUCUGGAAGGAUGCUCUAGAGAACAAAUGGAGGUGGUGAAAAUCAAGCUUUGGAUUGUGCAUUCCUAGGCACAAAAUUACCUCAUUCUUCCUAACAAGCAAUCUGGGACCUGAUUUUCCACCUUUUUUCUCUUUUCUUCCCUUCCUUUGUUUUCAUAAGCCUUUGGUAUCUUUCCUGCCCUUUUCCUUUGUGUACUCUAUACUGGAGUUCCCUUCUUCCUCUUGCUGUAGGCUCAAUCCCAUACCGACAUCUACAACUAAUCUUUCCCAUCAACUCUGUGUGAAGGCAGGUUGCAACUAGAAAUUCAGAGGGGUUUGGAACAGAGAAACCUAAAGAAGCAUCAUCCCCUCCAUCCCCAACUUCCUCAAAGCCCAAAGCCAAGGGAAGGAUAAAUCAAGGUUCAAGGCUUCCCCAGCAAAGAUUAGGGAAAGAGACUUGACCCCAGGACUGUACUACGACUCUUAAGAGAACACUGCACAGCACUCAAAGUCCCCCACUGGACUGCUUCCUCCUUAGCCCCACUGGUAUAAAUACAUCUGUCUCCAAUUUGGCUUCAA